AUGUUACUGGAAGAUCAGAGAUUUAUUCACGAAGACCUAGAGAGGCUUGAGCAAGGAAUCACUGACCGCGUUGCUGAAGAACCUCGUAAUAGACCGUUUGCUGAUUAUAGGAACGAUGAUGAACAGACCCGAGAACGACUUGUUCGUGACCAUCAAGUCGCUGGCUUUCUCACUCGCAUUCAAGAACAGUCCCAACGAUUGCUCGAUAUAUAUCAAGAUGCAAACGGACUUCGCGCCAAAGAGAUUCAGUCACUGUCCGUCGGUGACCCGAUGGAAGAGUUCUAUAAGCAUUUGGAAGAGAUAAAGGAUUUCCACCGCCGGUACCCAAAUGAACCCGUUGAAAACCUCGAAAAGGCAUACAGGCAGGGCUCUGGCGAAAACGAUACCGCAAUACAGGAUAUAGAGAAUAUGUUCACUGGAGAGGAAUCGCUUGGCCAGUUCUUCGACCUCACAAAACUUCAUGAACUUUACCUGAAUUUACCGGGGGUGAAGAGAUUGACCUAUCUACAAUACCUGGACUUAUUCGACGUAUUUACUCAGCCAGAGCUACCUGUGAAGAGGGCCAACAAACUCACAGAUCAGUACUUCAACUAUGUCGGCGAACUUGCUGCAUAUUUGGAGAGUUUUAUCAAACGAUCUAACCCACUGGAACCACUCGAUGAGCUUUUUGCAAGCUUGGAUACCGAAUUUGCAGAGCUCUGGGAAGCGAAGAAGUUACCCGGCUGGAACGAAGAGUCGCAAAGCAAGAACGGUACCGGGCCAAAGACAGAAGGCUCUGGGGAAGGAAUAUGGUGCCCCGAUUGCGAGAAGGAAUUCACAAACGAAAACGUUUAUAAGAACCACUUGAAGGGUAAAAAACAUAUACGAGCCGCUGAAGCAAAGCGAGGGGACGCCAACCCAGAAUCGCAGCAACCGAAGGCUGGAGACAACAAGGAUGCUAUACUUCGUGGUCUUAAAGAGCGUGCAGUCGCAGAGCGUGAACAUCGCAUUACAUCCUUAACGAAAGCCCUCAAAGACGAACGGCAAGCCACUCGUGUCAAUGUCGAGAGAAAGCAAGGCAUGACAGAGCGUGAACGUCAGAUGGAACUCGACGCGCUUUUCGCCGAUACUGGUGAUAGCCGUACUGGUCCGCGUAGAGACUCUGAUUCCGAGAGUGACAGCGACGACAAAGUUUACAACCCCUUGAAACUGCCACUAGCAUGGGAUGGAAAGCCUAUACCUUACUGGCUUUACAAGCUACACGGCCUUGGGGUGGAAUUCCCUUGCGAAAUAUGUGGAAAUUUCGUUUACAUGGGCCGUCGUGCUUUUGAUAAGCACUUUUCAGAGGCUCGACAUAUCUACGGUUUGAGGUGUCUUGGCAUUACGCAGCAAACGAGUCUGUUCAGAGAAAUCGUCAAAAUUGAUGAGGCACUGCGACUGUGGGAGUCACUUGAAAAGGAACGAAAACAUGAGCGGGAUAUCAAAGAGAAUGUGGUUCAGAUGGAAGAUGCUGAAGGCAAUGUUAUGCCUGAACGCAUCUACCUUGAUGUCAUUUGCAACGUUGCUAAUAAUGAAUAA
Molecule: messenger RNA, 1557 nt
Organism: Microsporum canis CBS 113480
Lineage: Eukaryota; Fungi; Ascomycota; Eurotiomycetes; Onygenales; Arthrodermataceae
Product: spliceosome-associated protein
Exons: 3
Coding region: 1-1557 (518 amino acids)
Biological process (GO): mRNA splicing, via spliceosome
Cellular component (GO): nucleus; spliceosomal complex
Molecular function (GO): RNA binding; zinc ion binding
Source: RefSeq, a predicted model, not a curated record